Coffea eugenioides is the source of this 621-nucleotide messenger RNA. RefSeq lists its product as uncharacterized. Bases 1 to 621 code for a protein of 206 amino acids. The transcript has a single exon. NCBI's taxonomy places the organism in Eukaryota, Viridiplantae, Streptophyta, Magnoliopsida, Gentianales, Rubiaceae. The record is from RefSeq and is a predicted model, not a curated record.
AUGGCCCCGUAUGAAGCACUUUAUGGUCGGAAAUGUAGGUCUCCGAUUUGUUGGAACGAAAUAGGUGAAAAGAAAGUUUUAGUCUCAACUACAGUGCCUUGGAUUGAGGAGGCGCAAGAGAAAGUGAAAUUGAUACGCCAGGAGAUUCAGACCGCACAAAGUCAUCAGAAGAGUUACGCAGACAACCGAAGGAAGGACUUAGAAUUUGCAGUAUUUCUUAAGAUUACUCCUCUGAAAACAAGUUUAAUGUCCGGAAGAGAUAAGAAAUUACAACCGAGAUUUAUGGAAUCGUACAAGAUUAUCCAACAUGUAGGGACUGUGGCCUAUAAGUUGGAAUUGCCACUAAAUCUAUCUCAGAUUCACAAUAUUUUUCAUGUAUCUAUGCUCAAGAAAUAUCACCCAGACCCUUCUUAUAUCCUGCAACCGGAAAAUAUUGAAAUUGAUGAGACGCUGACCUAUGAGAAGAAACCGAUAAAGCUUCUAGAUCGUAAGGUGAAAGAAUUGAGGAACAAGCGGAUUCCAUUGGUGAAAAUUCUCUGGAGAAACCAUGGACUAGAGGAAACAACCUGGGAAGUUGAAGAAGAAAUUCGAGAAAAGUAUCCAGACCUGUUCUCAAAUUAA